UGCCCGACGCUCGUAACCUUGUCCCUUUUGGAUGCUGCCUGCCUGGUUUGGGUGUUGUGUCAGUGUGUAACGAAAUGCCCAUCUCCAGCCCCAGAGCUGAGCCGUGCAGGGCUCGAUGUGGAUCCGGUGCUGAGGAAAGGCAGCAUUCCCGGUGGGCCUGGUGAUUGGACAGCCAGAUGACCUGAUUCGGUUGUUAUGCUGUGUAAUCUGGAGCAGACUGCUUGUUUUCUCUCUCUGCUGCUUUCUCCAUUUAUAAGAUACAGGUGCUAACACUUAGGGCUGGUUGGAAAUGCAGGAAAGAAGCAGAUUUUUCAGUUAUUGAAACGGCUUUUGCUUAUCCUUGUUAGACUACACAUUAGACUGAUCUUGCUCUGUAAACUGCUUCUCAAGGUGGUGGCUGAAAACAGAGCAGAUUUUUAUUAGCUGCUUUGCAAAACAGAAAUUACGAGGGGGAUGACAACACUGAAGCUUGCCCUAGGCAAAAAGGGGAAAGAGGAUGUUGGGCCAGGCUAAUUGGGGCCAUACCUCUUCAGACUGGAAUGAGUCUGGACUGAAUAUUACCCAUCCAAACAGGUUUUAGAGCAAGAGGAGGAGCCCAAGACUGGCUGGAACUAAUUUACUCAUUUCCCUCCCAAAGGCUGACCCGAAGACCUGUAUCAAGGAGUUGCACAAGGGGAGGAGACAGAAACUGGAAGCUCUCUGAAUGUGCUGCCCGCAGAGUUGAGGCUUCUCUGGGGACUCUAGAUGACUUCCCACAAGAGAUGCUUUCAGGAGGGGUUUUGCUGAAGACAGAGCACUGCAGCGUCUAACUGGGACAGCUCCUGCUGGUCUGGAGCUGAGACCAACUUCCCUCCCUCCCUUUUCCCUUGGAGAUGUUGCAGAGAUUUAAUCUGACCUCUUCCAGCUCACCUGAAGCCUGCCGUGGUGAUGAUCCCACAGCCAGAUCCGACCACCAAAGAGAAGAGAAUCGUGCGUUUGAAGCUGGGCCGUCGUUGUAACUGAACUGGAAUUUGCUCCCUGCUUGUGCUCCUGCAACGAGUGCCCUCCUUCUGCUUGUCUGUGUGUGUUUUGAGCCACUUCUCCCUGAUCUUCUUUGGAAUUCCUGAGCUUUUCACACUGAAUUUGCCCAUGGCUUUCCUGAUGAAGAAGAAGAAAUUCAAGUUUCAGACAAGUUUCACUCUAGAAGAGCUGACUGCCGUCCCCUUUGUGAAUGGGGUCCUGUUCUGCAAAAUCAGGCUGCUGGAUGGAGGAGACUUUGCUAGUUUAUCUACCAGAGAGGAAGUUCAGGAAAACUGUGUCCGCUGGAAAAAGAAAUUCACCUUUGUGUGCAAAAUGAGUGCCAACCCCGCCACAGGACUCCUGGACCCCUGCAUCUGCCGAGUAUCUGUCCGUAAGGAGCUGAAGGGCGGAAAAACCUACUCAAAGCUGGGCUUUGCUGAUCUAAAUCUGGCAGAAUUUGCGGGCUCUGGAUCCACUGUCCGUUGCUGCUUGCUGGAAGGAUAUGAUACCAAGAACACCCGACAGGACAACUCCAUCCUAAAGGUCACCAUCGGAAUGUCCCUGCUCUCGGGGGACCCCUGCUUCAAAACGCCUCCUUCCACCGCCAAAUCCAUCACCAUACCAGGGCAGGACUCUACCCUGCAGCUGACCUGCAAGGGAGAGGGAACCACAAGCAGCAGCAGUUCCUCCACAAUCGGCUCUCUGCGCCAGACCAAGCCAAGAACUGCCAUUCUCAGCUCGGGUGUCCCAGAAGAACCGGAUCAGAACCUGUCCAGCCCAGAGGAAGUUUUCCACUCAGGGCACUCGCGGAACUCCAGCUACGCCAGCCAGCAGUCCAAGAUCUCUGGUUACAGCACGGAGCACUCCCGCUCCUCCAGCAUGUCCGACCUGACCCACCGCCGGAACACGUCCACCAGCAGCAGCGCGUCCGGAGGGCUCAGCAUGACGGUGGAGUGUCCUGAGGGAGAGCGGGACCACAAACUAGAGAAGCCACCUCGCCCCCCCAGACCGGCCCUUCUGCUGGACAGACCCUCCCGAAGGAAAAAGGAUUCAGUGGAGAGUCACCCAACCCGAGUGGAUGACACCAGGAUCGAUGCUGAUGAUAUAGUGGAGAAAAUAAUGCAGAGCCAGGACUUCACAGAUGUCAGCAAUACUGAAGACAGUAACCUGAGGUUGUUUGUGAGCAGGGAUGGAACAACUACGCUGAGUGGAAUUCAGCUGGGAAACAGGGUCUCGUCUGGAGUUUACGAGCCAGUGGUGAUUGAAACCCACUAAAUGUGAAGAACAGGGUAGAGCUGCUGGACACAGGCCCCCUACCCAGUCCGCUGCCACAUGGAUGCCAACCUUUACCUCUCUUCAUGCAGCAUUCCAGAAGGGAUUUCUCCAUGCCCCUCCCCAUACGUUUGCACUGCAGAACUACUCCAAGACCACUCCAGAACAUGCACUUUCCCUGCAUUGGCAUUAUCCUUCUCUGCUUCCUGGUCCUUCCAGUGCCUGCCUUCCCCCUGUUCCUGCUGAGAUGCAAGGUGUCUGUGGGGCUUAUCCUUGGGCUAGUCCCGGAGGAUGUUGCUCGUGUCCAUCCCUCACUCCACCCAUUCACUUGCAGCGGGGGACUUCUCAGCUUCUGUCUCCCCAAAACAUUGGGUUAUACCACUGUGAACUCUUCAAACCACUGGGGGAGGGGGAAGCCAUUCUAACCAAACCCAGAGCUGCUUGUUGGGGACAUGGUGACACGGCCACUUGCAGGAUGCUUUAUUCCAUUGACUCUGCAAGGGAACGUCACCUCCCAGGGCAAUGGUUUUACUGAACAAGGUAUGCUGUGGUGUACACCUCAUCUUCCUACCCUCACAUCCCCAAACAUCAUCUUCUCAUAGGAAAUACUUCCCAAAAGUGCAUUUCAGAAAAAUUCCGCAAUCCAGCUGGGAGUUGAUGAACGGUUAAAUGCGAGUGCUCGUCACACCACUGACUGCAGUAGCCCUUCCACUGCUGGGCAUGGAAGGGAAUGGUCAUCAACUAGCAUUAGCAGGAGCACUUUAGAGGUUACAGAUUUUACCUGGAGGAGGCUUCUACUCAUUAUUCCAGGAGCAUAAUCCAGAUUUGCUGGACUGAUUCAGCAAAUAGUGCUGUUGGAGCUUGGAAUACAAAGCCUCUCUUUUUCGGGGUUUUUGUUUUUUUUUUUUGGCUCAGGAAGGGAACUGCCCUUCUUGGACUGUGAAAAGAAUAUGGUUCUCUGACAGCCCUCCCCUGGGCCAGAGCAGGGUGCAGUUGACUGCAGUGGUCUCUCUGUUGUGGUGGUGAUGUCGAUUGCCUCUCUUGGCCUGGGCCAGUAAGGGGUUCGGUGUUGGUUGGCCUUUCUUGCCCUGUCAGCAAAGAUCUGUGUCUGAGCUGGUUCCUUCUGGGGCUGGGGAGAAGCCACUGUCUCUGCCUUCAAGGGUAGAAUGGGUGUUUGCUGCUGCAUUAGCCACAGCAGCUGUUCUUACCUGCUCCGUGGCGAGUGAACUCUUCUGACAAGGCUUCAAACUGUUCUCUGGUCGAUCUUUCAAUUGCUCUUCUUUGGGUUUGGUUUCUGCAGUUGUUCAACACUUUAGCUGCCUCUUUUCCUUGCAGUGUGUGGCUGAGAUGUCUCUCCCUUUCAGCUCCCACUCGGAGAUCCUCCCGGCAGCCGAAUUGCCGGCGAGGAUCCGCGCAGCCCCCGCCGUGGGCCGGCAGCGGGCUGUGCUUGCAGCCCUUCCUGUACAGAGCCUCUCAGCUGAUAAGCUAUUUCUGUGUAGUGCCCAUUCCUCUUUUGCCAGUGUACUGUGGUAGCACUCGACAGCCGUGCCCUCGGAGCAAUUCCACGCUGGUGGGCUUGGCUGGGGUGUGCCCUCCUCUGACACACACGUGUUUUGUGUGUGUGUGUGCACAUGUACAGACACACACUCGUCCUGCUCAGAAAGGAAAAGCUUGUAACUGAUCACGUCUCUCAAAUUCUUAGUUAUUUUAAGCCUUUUUUUUUUUUUUUUUUGAAGGAGAAAAAACAAACAAACAAACAAAAAAAGGAUUAAUUGUGGUCUCUGUGGCCAGAAUGCAUGCAGAUGAGCUACAGGAAAAGGGAAUUUGGCAGAAUGAGAAACAAGGAAUGAAAGGGCCUUGAUGUAUCAUUUUUUUUUCACCCUCCUAGUUAAGGAUGCUGCAUGGGGAGUGCAUGGGUGCUCAGCAGUGUGGCAAAGCUGUACAACUGCUUACUCUGUUUUGAAAGUUUCUCGCUUUAAGAGGUUUCUUUCUGUAUUUGGACAGACCACAUAUAGGAUAUGCAUCUUUUUCACCCUCUCCCUUCAAGGGGAAGUAAAUUUGAAUUAGGGUAAGAAGAGAGUACAGCCAACACCUUGGUUUGCUUUAAUGUAGGGAAAACGUGUUGAAUCUUGAGUCUGUUAGGAACAAAAGCUCUUUCACACUUGCUGGUGUUUUUUAGUGGUGAUCCCUUCUUCAUUCAGCCUGGGUAGGUUUAGCACUUGCCAGCAGGCUGCUGAGCAUCCUGCCCUGUUCCUGGGGUGCUGCGUGUCUGCAGGAAGGAGAGAACUGCUUGCUUUUCUCUCUCCCUGGGGCUCUGCCAGAAAGCCAGGCCUGGCCUGACCCUCUGCUCAGGUCAGGGUGAGGGCAGAAGGAGGCUCAGACAGCAGUGGGUGUUCCUGCCCUGUCUGUGGCUGGCUGUGCAGAGCUGAGGGUCAGCACAGAGCCCCUGCUACUCCUCAGGGGCCAGCGAAGCCCCUCGAGGAAAUCAGAUCCAACUGCGACUUGAAAAGAGCAAACAUAAUCCAGGAAAGAGGCCAAAACCCAGUUCACUUCGGCUGCAUUGCUUCUGUUCCCAUGAAAAACAAUGGCAGUCACUGUCAGAGCAGUUGGGAUUCUUCUGGCAUUCUUCUGGCCUCCACUGGCAGGAGUCGGCUGCUCCGAGACACUGGCAGCUCGGCAUGUCACGAAAUCUCCAGCGAGGCAGUGGGAGGAAUCUCUUCCCAGCAAAGCAAGAGGAGAAGCUUUUUGGAGCUUUUUGGGAAGCUGGUCUCAUCUCCCCAGGCUGGCAGAGGCGUAACCUGCUCCAUCACGUCGCUGUGGCCAACCUGGGGCACGUCUUUGGCUUCUCUUCCCUGUGGCUUGGCACAUCGCUGCUUGCAUUUUGAUGGCUGUGUCUCAUAGGAUAUCUCUUCCUUGUCUCCGUGUUAUUGUUGAUUCCACAGAUCCUGGUCUUUAUGUGGCUUUUUAGCUCUCCUACCCCUCGUUCUGGAUGAGAAAGCAGUCCUAGUCAUCCAGCCUGGCUCAGGGCUGGAGCACCCAGAGCAGACCCCGAGGGAGGAAGAGCAGCAUGAGCAGUGCCUGGUGGUCCCUGGCUGGCCAUGGGCAUCCGAGGUGGUGGUGGCCGUGGGGUCACUGGUCCCACACAGUCUCUGCUGUCUCGGGAAGCUGCGUCUCGUGAGCACUUUUUUUCCUUGUGGCAUCGCUGCCGCCUGUUCCUUGUUGGACUUUGAACAUUUAAGAAGUGAAUCAGUUUCCAGACCCAAACCGCUGGCUAGUUUCCUUUGGGUUUUUCUCUUUUUCUUUUUUUGUUGUGAAGUUUAUGGAUUUUUUUUUUUCUUUAUGUAAACCCAGCAGGCUGGUGUUUUUUUGAACUGCAUUAUUGUUUCAUUGAUAUUUUAUUUCAAGGGGGCUAAGGGUGGGGGGGGGAAACACGUUCUUCCCCACAUUGUUCCCCUUCUCAGGGGAUUCAGAGGUGGCUUAAACAAGUAAAAGGACCUUAUUGGUGAGGCUUUGCAUCCCCUGGGUCUUUGAUGCUGAUGAGCAGGGCUGCUCAUGCCUGGCUGGCUCUGGAGGGCAGAGCUGGCUCUCUGCUCCAGUCUGGGGGGGCCAGGCAAAAUGUGUGGGCUCUGCUCUCCCAGUUUCUGGACCUUUAGUUGGUGGAAGCCCAUUGCAAAGCAUUAGGAAAUUCAGUGUAACUUUUUUUACUAACUUUUCUUUUUUAAAACCGGUAUAAAACUGAUUGAAUGUCCAAAAGAAUAGGCUUAGCCGCGACUUGGUGAAGGAGAUGGGUUUCAAUUGGAAAUUGUGAUUGGAAAAAGGGGGAGAAGGAUGUUGCUCCUCCAUCAUCUUCUGUGUGGUCAGCACCUUGAGCGGGGGCCUCGUGCUGUCCUGACCCUUGGAGCGAUGGGCAGCAGGCGUGUGAUUUCUCCCCCCCCUCGUUGCCACAUCACUUUGCCCCCUGCAGAAAGUUAACAAGCCCUUUUAAACGUUUGCUUCAGUUUUUAGAGGGUUCCAAACCAGGCCGAGACCUGAAGAAAUAGGUAUUUCAUUCUCAUCUGAAUAGGAGGGGUUGACUUUUUUUUUUUUUUUUUGGUUAAUUUAUUUUGUCGUUGCUGUUUUCUUUUUAAACCCGUGGCAGUGCAGCUGGGCUCUGCACUGCCGCCGGGAUCCUCUGGGAAAACCUCACUCCAGGUACGCUAGAGCACCUCGGAUAAACCCCCUCCUGGCGAGGGGUCCCCUUCCCUCCUCGCUGCCUUACCCGGGGGCUGCAGACCCCUCUCUGCCCCUCCUGCCCCGUCCCUGCUGCCCCACCCGGUCUCUAGCUGAGUUCUUGCCCCGGUGACUGAGCCCUGUGGACAAGGCCGGUCCCCAGGGACAAGUUCCUACAAACACUGCCUGGUCGCAGCUGUUUGUCCUUUGAAAAGCCACUUCCUCGCUGUGGGGGGGGGGGAUGAUGAGUGCAGAAUUCCCCCACACUCCCCUCCUGAGAGCUGUGCCCAUCAGUCCCCCCCAUCCCGUGCCAUCCAAGCCCACUGCCCUCCACAGUCGCCCCCGCCCCGCUGGGGGAUGUGGAAACCUGGGAAAUGAAAAGGAAUUUGGGUGAAGCUCCGAGCGAGGGGCGCGGCUGAGCCUCGGGACCUGCCUCUGAAACACAAGGAGUAACGGCAGAGCCCAUAUUUUUGUGGGGGGAGGGAGGGAGGGGGCAAGAAGGGGGAGAUGGUGUUUUAUUUUCUUGAAAGUGAAUUGAGCUUGGUGACCUUCGGCUGAGGCGCGCACUCGAUUUGUAUCAGAUUCUAUAAGAGAGAUGGCUGAUAUUUUUGGAAAGGGAAUGGGUCUAUGCAAACUUCCAAAAUUGCUUGAAAAGAUAGUUUAACAUUUUUUUUACUUUGAAAUCUAAAGAUGAAUCUAACUUUUUUCUUAAAGCAGAAGUGCGUUUAGAAAGAGAAGCUACUUCCACUGCUCUAUUUUGAUGAUGAUUCUUGGAAAGUUUGGGCUGGAGGGAAUGACUAUUUUUCACCAUUUUUAUCUUGCUCCUCUAGUUUUUUUGUUUCUUUUUUUCUAACGGAAUGCUGUGCCGUCUUUGAUUCAACAGAUCGUGUUUGUAUUUUCUGUAUCUGGUUCCUAACGUAGAGAAAUAACAAAUAUAUGAGGAAAUCAAUAUAAUGUCAAAUGUUGUUAUGGUUUGGGGGGGAAAAAAAAUAAAGGUUUUUGGUACUUCACA
This is a messenger RNA of Myiozetetes cayanensis, 7492 nucleotides long. RefSeq names its product estrogen-induced osteoclastogenesis regulator 1 (gene EEIG1). The coding region runs from base 1129 to 2274 and encodes 381 amino acids. The transcript has 11 exons. Lineage: Eukaryota; Metazoa; Chordata; Aves; Passeriformes; Tyrannidae. The record is from RefSeq and is a predicted model, not a curated record.